Molecule: messenger RNA, 1249 nt
Organism: Drosophila subpulchrella
Lineage: Eukaryota; Metazoa; Arthropoda; Insecta; Diptera; Drosophilidae
Gene: Den1
Product: sentrin-specific protease 8
Exons: 2
Coding region: 286-933 (215 amino acids)
Biological process (GO): proteolysis
Molecular function (GO): deNEDDylase activity; cysteine-type peptidase activity
Source: RefSeq, a predicted model, not a curated record
AUUGAGAAGCAAAGAGGACGCAACGAUUGUAAGAUUGAGCGGAAAAAAUCAUUUCUGAGUGUUGUGUAAUUUGAUAACUCAUCGAAAUAUCAGUUGGUAAAUUCAAGUUAUUUGCCUCCAAAAAGCCAAAUAAAUGAUAGUACGCGAGGAGCGUCCAGAACAAGGACAAAUAGCGAGGUCACGACAUCGAGGGGAAGCCAUUUUGCGAGGCAACAUACACGCCAGAACCAGAACCAAAAUCCGAAUCCUCGGCGUCCGAGGUUCAACAACAACUACCACAGCAAGAUGGGCAGCAACUCCAAGGCGGACCCCAUCUCGCUGACCUUCCACGACUCCUGCCUGAGGAUGUCCGAUGUCCAGCUGCUCCAUGGACCCCACUGGCUGAACGACCAGAUCCUGAGCUUCUACUACGAGUACCUGUCGCACAUGAAGUACAAGACGAACUCGGAUCUGCACUUCAUCGCCCCGGAGGUGACCCAGUGCAUGAAGUACAUGGAUGACCAGGAGCUGGAGCAGCUCCUCGACCAGAGCCAUGCCACCGGCAAGCCCUUCAUCUUCUUUGCGCUGAAUGACAACGAGAGCUUCGAGGCCGGUGGCACUCACUGGUCACUGUUGGUCUUCUCGCGACCGGAGAAGACCUUCUAUCACUUUGAUUCGUAUGGGAACAACAACACGGGCAACUCCGUGGAGCUGAUGAAUAAGAUCAAGGAGCUGCUGGGCGUACGCCAGGCCAAGUUCCGACCAAUGCGCUGCCUGCAGCAGGCGAAUGGCUACGAUUGCGGAAUCCACGUCAUCUGCAUGACCGACCACAUCGCUGACUACCUGAACAGGUACGAGGUGAUCGACGGCCUGCCAGCUCUGCACAUCGACACUGUCAAGGCCAAGCGCACGGAGCUGCUGAAGCUCAUCCUGUCGCUGGGCGGCAAGGGCUAGAGCCUGGCGGGGAUGCCACGAUUCAGCAGACUUCCGCCCACAGCCAAAAUAGAUUUAAGUGACCAAAUUACGAAUGUAACUCGUUGUCGGAGGUGGAGAGGAUAAGCCACCAGAAAUAUGUGAAUACGAUAUCCUUGAUAUUGCUAAUUUUAAUUUGUUUAGUUUCCCCUUUGCUGAAUAAGAAUGUUUAUUUGAAGAGCAGUGCCUGGCACAAAAAAAGACAUGAAAAAAUCAACACUAAUACGCCAUUGGAGUAGGUGCAUAUCGGCAUAUCUUUAAGUUUGGUCUUUCAAAUAAAGAUUUGUUUAUUCGCACA